Haliotis rufescens (red abalone) is the source of this 1992-nucleotide messenger RNA. RefSeq names its product protein PIF-like. The record is from RefSeq and is a predicted model, not a curated record. The transcript is spliced from 10 exons. Gene Ontology annotation, cellular component: extracellular region. NCBI's taxonomy places the organism in Eukaryota, Metazoa, Mollusca, Gastropoda, Lepetellida, Haliotidae. The coding region runs from base 308 to 1636 and encodes 442 amino acids. Gene Ontology annotation, molecular function: chitin binding.
CCAGGGCGACAUGAUCAAAUCAGCACCGCUCCAGCAACUAUACCCGUCACUGCACGUCAUCAGCCUAUCGGCCAUAUUCCAAUACCCCUGGGCAAUCAUUACCGCGAGAUAAGAGAUUAUCACAUAUCACCAGCUGACCACUCAUAUAUGACCACUCAUAAACACUAUAUAAGCAUGGAUAUUAACUGACUUCAAACUAUUAUGUUCCAUCACUCCCACUUUAAGGAAUCUGACAAGACGUCUCCUCGCGUGUUCUUCAUAUUAUAGAGGUAGGCAAACCUACAGACAUCAAGUUAUCAACAUCAAGAUGAUGAUGAAGAAGUCCUGUAGUGUAGCGGCAGUCCUGCUUGUGAUGGUCAUACAGUCGGAAGCCGCCGCCUGCGUGAACAGCACCGACUGCGGCGUCAACGCCAACUGCGCCAACUCCACCUGUGUAUGUGAUCCUGGGUAUCAAGGAGAUGGCGCCACCUGCACCACUAUAUGCAGCAUGCUGGACUUCCUGCUGGGGGUCGGGUUCCGCGCCCUGCCAGGAGACUGUAGUCGCUUUGUCCAGUGUGACGUCACAGUACCCAUGGUGCAGUAUUGUGGCUACGGCACAGUGUGGAAUGACGUAAUCAAGACGUGUGUGAGACCAAGGGACGGCAACUGCAAUAAGUGCAGUGGACAGGCUGACGGCGUCGAGCUGCCCUACCCCCUCUUGUGCAACUCCUACUGGCAGUGUCAGGGUGGGGUGCCACGUGCCAUGUGUUGCCCUGUCAACAACACCUUCGUGGAUGGAUCGGGGUGUGUCAGUGGGUCAUGUGCUGACACCUGUCCUCCUGCCCAGGCUAAUUACACAGCAGAUCCAUGUGAGUUUGCGCCCUCUAGCGACGGUCCCGAGUUCUACAUGGAGACGGUGCCCGGAUUUGGCCUCAUCAGGAGGGACUGUCCCCCCGGCACCAACUUCAACAACGUCACCUGCGGCUGUCACGACGUCGUCAGCGUUCCUUCAUCUCCACUCUGUCCUAUGAUGGCUGACAUCUUCUACGACAACGCUACUACCGCUUUUGUUGACAACUCCACCAACGACGCCUGGAUCCAGGUCAACAACGUCGCCCUUGGCAACCAGCCAGUGUUUUCAGGUUCCAGUAAUCUGGCGGUUUUCGCUCUGGCUGGCGUCACGUAUGGCUCCAAUCUGGAAAUCGACACCGUCUUCUCUGUCAACCCCUCCUCUCCCAUCAACGACCAGAUUGUCCUCCAGAACGGCAAAUGUGACGAGAACGGAGCUUCCUUCAUGCUCUACGUCAACGACGUCCCUGGCAACGCCUCCAUCAUGGACGUGACCUUCACCCUUCAAACUGGCAACUCCGUCGUCGAGAUCAACUCUACCUUGACUGUCGACAAAACCACCACAGUGAGGGUUGAAGUCAAGUACCCAACCCGCAGCAACAGCAGCACCUACUCCUUCACUCUGUUCGACGACGACACCGACUUGUCUCUCACCUCCGCCACGGACGUAAUGCCUGCCACCACCACUAUUCCCCGGAAGAACGCAGCUCUACAGAUCGGGAGUGGAGACUGCACCAGUCAAGGAUUCUCUGGAUUCGUCGGAUCCAUUUUCAGGACUGGAAUUCGUAGCUGCGGCAGAGGAUUUUGACAGAAAGUGGAUGUUCACAUAUAGGAAACACGUGCACCGCGGUGCCGAGACGAACAUAUGCAGUACAUUUCAUAUCAUCAUGCUGACAUCGCUGACAAGUGGUUAUAUACAUACACAUAGGACACACACGAUUGCCGAUGCCGAUAUUUACAUGUGUCAUGCAAUUCUUAUCAUCAUGUUCACAUCGCUGACAAGUGGUUAUAUACAAAUAGGACACACACGAUGGUCGAUGCCGAGAUUUACAUGCGUCAUGCAAUUCUUAUCUUCAUGUUCACAUCACUGACUUUCAUUUUGUAUGUUUCCGUACUCAUUGUCCUUGCUGAUGUAUAUUUUGUAAAUAAAAUGUUUUUAAUAUA